This is a messenger RNA of Paralichthys olivaceus (Japanese flounder), 591 nucleotides long. Lineage: Eukaryota; Metazoa; Chordata; Actinopteri; Pleuronectiformes; Paralichthyidae. The record is from RefSeq and is a predicted model, not a curated record.
AUGUUCCUCGUUCUGCUCCUGGGGCUCUACCUGGCCACAGGUGAACUUAUCUCCCCAGUGAGCUCCUGUCCGUCGCAGUGCAGCUGUUUCUACCACAACCUGAGUGAUGGAUCAAAGGCCAGGAGCGUGAUUUGCAAUGACCCCGACAUAUCUCUUGUGCCUGUCGGGUUCCCUGUUGACACGUCCAAGCUGCGGAUCGAGAAGACGGUCAUUCAGCGGAUACCAAGCGAAGCCUUUAACUACCUCUCCAGUCUGGAAUUCCUGUGGAUGUCUUUCAACACCCUGUCCGCCUUGAAUCCGGACAGUUUCCGGGGAUUGUUCAACCUGGAAGAGCUUCGCCUGGACGGGAACGCCCUCACCGCCUUUCCCUGGGAAUCUAUCAUGGACAUGCCCAGCCUCAGACUUCUCGAUUUGCACAACAACCAGCUCACCUCGCUGCCCGCGGAGGCCACCACUCACAUUAAGAACCUCACCUACCUGGACCUCUCCAGCAACAACCUGCUGACCCUGCCUGCAGAGGUGCUCUCCACCUGGCUGGCGGUGAAACCAGCGCAAGGACCAGAGAGCUCCAAGAUGAUACUUGGUAAGUGA